GAGGCAUACGUCAUACGUGAAGAAAUGUUUCCCCCAGAUGGAGAACACCGCUGCCAGACACGCCACUCGGCAAUCAAUGUGCCGUCGUCCCCGUUUGCCGUCGCCGCGCGGUCGGCCGGGCCGCGCGCCCCCGCCAAGGAUCGUAUCGAUUCGGGGCAUCCGAUGGCCCCACAAGGCUCGAAGAACACCGGCACGCGGCUUCCGGCGCCAAGCGGAGACUCACGGAAAAACCAACCCCCCCCCCCCCCCUGGGCCAUCCGGAUUCCGCCGUCCCCAUCCGUGCUAUCGCUCUGUGCAAAAACCAAAAGUCCGCAGAGUGAAGGUGUGCGAUGAGAGAUGCGGAGUAGUCUACGCGCGACUCGACUCGCGAGUCCUCCCGAUGCCAAGACAGAGGGAGCAUUGCCAGUUCCAAGAGUCCCGUCACGCAAGACAAGACUUGGACAAGACCUGGAGCACACAUCCACUUCAGCGCUCCACAACGCCGCCGCACACAGUCCACACCCAAUCCUCCUGUUCCCCUCCCCUCCCCCCUCCUGGCGUCUUGGCGAGUUCAUAGCGGCGAGUAGAUGAAUGAGCUUGAAUUGUGCCAAGUGAAAACAAAAACCGUUGAACAUGGGGCCACGACCAGGGGGGAGCCAAUCAGACAAUUGCUUUGUCAACCUCGUUCCCCCUCAUCGCAAUUGGACAUGGGGGGGAGGCUCUCGACUUAUCAUCUCCCUCUCUUUUACCGCCUCUUCCAAUUGGAUACUUUAACGGCCUGUCUGGGGUUUACACUACGCCGCCGCAAUGCGGAGAAUUGGAGGGGAUGGUGAGGACUGGACGGGGUCCCAUGAGCGUGACAUCGCUCCGGUCAACAUCCGGUGUGCUUUUUCCCCUUCUUGUUCGGGCUGUGUUCUGCAGGCAAAGCCGCCGUCCGCUUCUUGAUCGGCGAAAAAGAAAUAAUGAAUCGCGGGCUGAAGGCCGUCGUUGUCUGACGGAGAAGCGGGCGGACAAAGCAAUAGCCGGGACCCCCUUUCCCCCCCUCCCCCCUGGUUCUCCG
Messenger RNA from Colletotrichum destructivum, 1039 nucleotides. RefSeq lists its product as uncharacterized. NCBI's taxonomy places the organism in Eukaryota, Fungi, Ascomycota, Sordariomycetes, Glomerellales, Glomerellaceae. The transcript has a single exon. Bases 25 to 333 code for a protein of 102 amino acids. The record is from RefSeq and is a predicted model, not a curated record.